Messenger RNA from Apodemus sylvaticus (European woodmouse), 972 nucleotides. RefSeq names its product calcium voltage-gated channel auxiliary subunit gamma 2 (gene Cacng2). Gene Ontology annotation, biological process: neurotransmitter receptor transport, postsynaptic endosome to lysosome; regulation of AMPA receptor activity; neurotransmitter receptor internalization. Gene Ontology annotation, cellular component: AMPA glutamate receptor complex; voltage-gated calcium channel complex; postsynaptic density membrane. The transcript has 4 exons. The record is from RefSeq and is a predicted model, not a curated record. NCBI's taxonomy places the organism in Eukaryota, Metazoa, Chordata, Mammalia, Rodentia, Muridae. The coding region runs from base 1 to 972 and encodes 323 amino acids. Gene Ontology annotation, molecular function: channel regulator activity; voltage-gated calcium channel activity.
AUGGGGCUGUUUGAUCGAGGUGUUCAAAUGCUUUUAACCACCGUUGGUGCUUUCGCUGCCUUCAGCUUGAUGACCAUCGCUGUGGGAACCGACUAUUGGCUGUACUCCAGAGGGGUUUGCAAGACCAAAAGUGUCAGUGAGAAUGAAACCAGCAAAAAGAACGAGGAAGUUAUGACCCAUUCCGGAUUAUGGAGAACCUGCUGCCUCGAAGGGAACUUCAAAGGUCUGUGCAAGCAAAUCGACCACUUUCCGGAAGACGCAGACUACGAAGCUGACACCGCAGAGUAUUUCCUCCGGGCCGUGAGGGCCUCGAGUAUCUUCCCAAUCCUGAGUGUGAUCUUGCUCUUCAUGGGUGGCCUCUGCAUCGCGGCAAGCGAGUUUUACAAGACACGCCACAACAUCAUCCUGAGCGCGGGCAUCUUCUUCGUGUCUGCAGGUCUAAGUAAUAUCAUCGGGAUUAUCGUGUAUAUAUCAGCCAAUGCCGGAGACCCCUCCAAGAGUGACUCCAAAAAGAACAGCUACUCCUACGGCUGGUCCUUCUACUUCGGGGCCCUGUCCUUCAUCAUCGCCGAGAUGGUCGGGGUGCUGGCCGUGCACAUGUUUAUAGACCGCCACAAACAGCUGCGGGCCACGGCCCGCGCCACCGACUACCUCCAGGCCUCCGCCAUCACCCGCAUCCCCAGCUACCGCUACCGCUACCAGCGCCGCAGCCGCUCCAGCUCGCGCUCCACCGAGCCCUCUCACUCCAGGGACGCCUCGCCCGUGGGCGUGAAGGGCUUCAACACCCUGCCGUCCACGGAGAUCUCCAUGUACACCCUCAGUAGGGACCCCCUGAAGGCUGCCACCACGCCCACCGCCACCUACAACUCGGACAGGGAUAACAGCUUUCUCCAGGUCCACAACUGUAUCCAGAAGGACAGCAAGGACUCUCUCCACGCCAACACAGCCAACCGCCGGACCACGCCCGUAUGA